Psylliodes chrysocephalus is the source of this 1961-nucleotide messenger RNA. Lineage: Eukaryota; Metazoa; Arthropoda; Insecta; Coleoptera; Chrysomelidae. The record is from the annotation of a GenBank genome assembly.
GGAAAGAUGAAGUACCUCAUUAUCCUCUUAGUGGCCUGCUUAGGCCUACAGCUAAGCACUGCCGAAAACACCUACACUGCACGUUUUUUAACACAAUACAACAAAAUACACGACCCUGCCCACGGAUACUUCUCGAAAGAAGGCAUCCCCUACCAUUCCGUCGAAACUUUGAUUGUCGAAGCUCCAGACCACGGUCAUCAAACCACAUCUGAAGCUUACAGUUACUGGAUCUGGUUGGAAGCCUUGUACGGUCGUGUCAACAAUGAUUUCUCGAAAUUCAACGCUGCAUGGGAGAACAUGGAAAGGUGGAUUAUCCCAUCGCACGGUGACCAGAGCACCAACAACUUCUACAACCCAGGCGCCCCAGCUACCUUCUCACCCGAACUUGACGACCCUAGCCAAUACCCAUCCCCAAUGCAAUUUGGUGUACCAGUAGGUUCCGAUCCUCUCUACCAAGAAUUGGUCAGCGCUUAUGGAAAUGCUGAUAUGUACGCCAUGAAUUGGUUGUUGGACGUUGACAACGUAUACGGAUUCGGUAACACACCCGGCGGUGGCUGUGAACUUGGACCAAACACCAACCAACCCUCAUUCAUUAACACCUACCAACGUGGACCAAUGGAAUCCGUCUGGAGAACCAUCCCACAAUCAACUUGCGAUCUUUUCAAAUUCGGUGGUAUGCACGGAUUUUUGGAUCUGUUCGUAGGAGACAACUCUUAUGCUCAACAAUGGAAAUACUCCAACGCCCCUGAUGCAGAUGCCAGAGCCGUACAAGCCGCUUACUGGGCCUACAUGUGGGCCACUGAAACCCAACAAGUCUCAUCCAUCCAAGGCACAUUAGAAAAGGCCGCCAAACUAGGAGACUACUUGAGAUACUCACUCUUCGACAAAUACUUCAAGAAAAUCGGCAACUGCGUCGGCAUCUGGAAUUGUCCCGGAGGUCAAGGAAAAGACAGCGCUCACUACCUGAUGUCCUGGUACUUCGCUUGGGGAGGUUCCAUCUACAACAACUGGGCCUGGCGUAUCGGAGAUGGUGCUGCUCAUUUCGGUUAUCAAAAUCCUCUUACGGCUUACGCUCUAUCACAUAUCGAUGCUUUGAAACCAAAAUCACCAUCAGCAGCUUCCGAUUGGGCUAUUUCUUUGGACAGACAACUUGAAUUCUACGGUUGGUUGCAAUCUAAUCAAGGUGCUUUCGGUGGCGGUGCUACUAACACCUGGAACGGUAGAUACGAUACCCCACCGGCGGAACUUACUCAAAAUACCUUCCACGGUAUGUUCUACGAUUGGGAACCCGUUUACCAUGACCCACCAUCCAACAGAUGGUACGGUAUGCAAUCUUGGUCUACUGAUCGUCUCGCUCAAUACUACUACGCUACCGGUGAUGAGAAAGCAAAAUCCGUUUUGGACAAAUGGGUCAAAUGGAUCAUUGGAGAAAUUAAAUUUGAGAACGGCGAUUUCACUCAUCCAGAAUGGAUCGAAUGGUCAGGAAACCCACCAAAUGUUAACGCUAAAGUUACCAAAUACAGCAGCGACGUUGGUACCGGUUCGGCUACUGCCAGAACCCUCACUUACUACGCAGCUAAAUCAGGUGACCAAAACGCUAAGAACGUUGCUAAACAAUUAUUGGACACGAUCUGGAACAAAUACCAAACAGACAAGGGAGUAUCAGCGCCUGAAGUCAUGGACACUUACAGCCAAUUCAACAACGAAGUAUACGUACCACAAGGAUGGAUGGGUAGCUACCCCAACGGUGACGUUAUUCAACACGGAGUUACUUUCAUUGGUUUGAGGUCUUGGUACAAGAAAGAUCCUGAAUGGCCGAAGGUUGAAGCUCAUUUGAACGGUGGACCAGCUCCAACUUUCACUUACCACAGAUUCUGGCAACAGGCUGAUGUCGCUAUUGCUCAAGGUACCUACGGUCUUUUAUUCAAUGAAUAAAAGGCAGAUUUUAGAUUUAAAUUUUC